CGGCCGCCAGCACGAACGCCUGCCAAGACUGGCUUUCUGCAGCACCGAGCACAGGCUUCUCUGCCCAGCCCUGCCAUGGGCACGGGCUGCCCUUCUGUGUCAGCUGGGUGCCUGAGCCAAGAAACUCCCAACGGCUGGGUGCCCCGAGGCCGGGCAGACGCAGGCGUCCCAGGAUCAAAAUAGCAGUCAGAUGACCACAAGGCCCCGUGGCAGGGCCCCCAGGGCAGGCUGCUCACAGCUGCUGCAACUAAAGAUAGGCGUGAAGGGCACACGCCUUGGGGAAAGUCGUGGGGAGCGAGCACCGUCCUGUCUCGGGCCAUGGGCACAAUGAGGUCACUCCGUUUCAUUUCUGCAGAAGCCCUGGUGUCCCACCCCCAGGUGGCCUGGCAGAGCCUGGACAGUGUGGCCCACAACCUCUACCCACUCCUGUUCAAAGCCAGCUACCUGCUGGAGCAGGCGGAGGUGACGCGCGCUGUGCUGGGUCGCUGGCCCCUGGAGGAGUUCCGGCUGGGAGCGCUGCUGGGUCCUGGUGCCGACCACCCCCAGGACCUGCGCGACCGAACCUGCAGGGCCUGCCUGGAGGCGCUGGUGCGCGGCCUCGCGGACCACGUGCUGCAGGACCGGAGCCGCCGGCGGCUGCGGGUGGCUGACCUCACGGGCCUCCGAGAUGUGCAGGUGCAGCGGUGCCCAUGCGGGAGGGCGCUGGGCAGGUGGGGCCGCACCCAGCUGCUGGCCAGGACAUGCUGUGAGCUGCAGGCAGAGCCCCUUGCAGCCGGGCGCCCCGUCGAGGUCCUCGCCGACCUCUUCGUCACUGAGGGCAACUUCGAGGCGGUGGUGCAGGCUCUGAGGCCAGGGGGCCCGGCCCCUCUGCGGGUGCACUGCCCCUCGUUCCGGGCGGACAGCCUGAGCCCCAGCCAGCUCCUGCACGUGCUGUGUCUGGCUGGCCCGGGUGCCCUGCGCAAGCUGGAGGUGGUGCACAACGUGCGGCUGCAUGCGGGCCACGUGCUGCAGCUGCUGGCCCAGGUGGGCUUCCCCCGGCUGGCCUCGCUCACCCUGCCCACCAAGGCCUUUGAUGCACCCCCCACCUGCGCCUCCACUCCCGACGGCGAGGACCCCCUCCUCGCCUCCAUCGCCCGGGAGCUCAGCAAGAUGACGCAGCUCACCGAGCUCAGUGUGGCCUUCUCCACGCUGACCGGGAAGAUCCCGACGCUGCUUGGCCCCCUACAGACCCCGCUGCGAGUGCUGGACCUGGCCAACUGUGCCCUGAACCACACGGACAUGGCCUUCUUGGCAGACUGUGCCCACGCUGCCCACCUGGAGGUCCUGGACCUCAGUGGACACAACCUGGUCAGCCUGUACCCCUCGACCUUCUUCAGGCUGCUCGGCCAGGCUUCCCGGACGCUGAGGGUCCUGACACUGGAGGAGUGUGGCAUCGUAGACAGCCAUGUUGGCGUGCUGAUCCUGGGCCUGAGCCCCUGCCACCGGCUGCGCCAGCUCAAGUUCGUCGGGAACCCGCUGUCGGCCCGCGCCCUCCGGCGCCUCUUCGCCGCACUCUCUGAGCUCCCCGAGCUGCGCUGCAUCGAGUUCCCGGUGCCCAAGGACUGCUACCCCGAGGGUGCCGCCUACCCCCAGGACGAGCUGGCCAUGUCCAAGUUCGACCAGCAGAAAUACGACGAGAUCGCCGAGGAGCUGCGUGCCGUGCUGCUGCGGGCCGACCGAGAGGACAUCCAGGUCUCCACACCCCUCUUUGGAAGUUUCGACCCAGACAUUCAAGAAACAAGCAAUGAGCUUGGCGCUUUCUUGCUGCAAGCUUUCAAAACUGCUCUAGAAAACUUCUCCAGAGCACUCAAACAAAUAGAGUAGUUCCUUCACUCGUACCGGCGACAGGUCUCGCAUUUCAGCCUGCAGCUGCCCCGGGCUUCGGUCCCGGAUCGGAGGCUUGGGCCCGGCAUUCAUCCCCACCACCACCACCACCAAUAGCAGUUCUUAGUGAAAAUUGUAGGCGAGCCUGUUAAGCGCUGUAGAAGAGGAAGCCUUCCAGGAGAGGUGCCAUGCGGUGCCCUUUAGCGGCAGCACGGCAAGGUCCUGGAGGUGGGGGAAGCCACCAAGAGACAGUGACUGAGGGUCAGCGGCGGGGACGCCACAUGGCAAACGGCAGAGAAGCCCGGGAGGUGUGAGGAGCGGCUGACCUGGUCUUGACGCAUCCGGGCACUGGGUGCAAGAGGAAGCUUCAGGGGACAGAUGUGACUGGGCUCCACAGCUGGGGGUGGGGAGAAAGAACGCAUCAUAGAAACUGCACAAAAUAAGCAGCCCAUGAAAAACAACCGAGAAAAAGAGGCGAAAAAUGGACAGCAAACCGGACCCUGCUUCCUCCAGCAGGAGGCUUCCACGCGCUGCUGGUCACAUCCCGCUGUCUGCACCUGCCGCUUACAGGAUGAGGUGGGCCUGCAGGGGACGCGGGGCUUUUGGUUGCUGUUAGUGGCGGCUUUUCUUCUCACUUUGUGUAGCCCCCAGAACCGUGAGGGGCAUCCUAGUGGGUGAGCACAGGCGUCCGCUGAAGAGCCGCCUGGACCAGGGCGGUCAGCGCUGUGGGGAGGCCUUCGCCCGACCGCACCACUGUUUCUCACCAACAUUCACUGUGUCCCGCGGGGCUCGAGGCUCAGACUGACGGGAGCUAUUCUAGGUGUUUAAUUGAAGGCCUCGCACUUGACCAGCCCCUGGAGAAGGUGACAACCACCUAAGACACAUUUGGACUUGGUGUCCACCAAGAAUGACUUUGUGCAAAGAAAUGGCUGAGCACUAGAAUAACUAAAUGCAAAUAAAAUGCGUCUUUCAGUGCAGUUCAGA
Messenger RNA from Symphalangus syndactylus (siamang), 2847 nucleotides. RefSeq names its product leucine rich repeat containing 14B (gene LRRC14B). The record is from RefSeq and is a predicted model, not a curated record. Gene Ontology annotation, cellular component: cytoplasm. NCBI's taxonomy places the organism in Eukaryota, Metazoa, Chordata, Mammalia, Primates, Hylobatidae.